AUGGCCAGGGAGCUGAGCCAGGAGCAGCUGCUGGAUUUCCUCUGCCAGGCUGGGGGGCGAGUGACCAACGCCGCCUUGCUGGGGCACUUCAAGCGCUUCCUGCGGGACCCCGGGCCGGCCGGGCAGGUGCAGCAGCGCCGGGAGCAGUUCAAGAGCCUGGUGAACUCGGUGGCCACGGUGAAGCAGGAGGCGGGCGGCGGCCCCAAGUACGUGGUGCUGAGGAAAAGGUACCGGGACCUGCUGGGCGAGGAGCUGGGGCCACCUGCCGCGGAGCCGCCCCCGGGGCCCGGGCGGUGCCAGGGGCAGGGCCUCGCCGGUGCGUCCCCUGGGAAGGAGGCGGCUCCUCCAGCCGCCCAGCCAGGGAGCGGAGCGGGCUCCCCGGGAGGCCCGGGGAGCGGGGCGCACUGCGGGCUCCAGGAGCAGCCGCGCCCGGCACCCCCCGGCCGCCUCCCCCGGGAUCAUCCCCGCUCCUGCCCGGGCGCAGCUGGCCGGGGGGCUCCCGGCCUCCCCCAGGCUGACUCAGGGAGGCAGGGAGCGGAGCCGCCUCCUGCCCCGGCUUGGGCCGGCGGCGGCCAGGGGCACCCCCCGGAGCGCUGCGCCCCGAGCCCCGAGCUGCGCCGGGCUGCCCCACACGCCCUCCCCGGGGCGCCCCGGGCUCACGGCCCCUGCGCUCCCGCUGGGCUCCAGCAGCAGCGGACCCAGGAGUGGGUGGAGAGGAGCCGGGGUGCGGGGCAGGCGGCCCCGGACAGCUGCUCCGCUCCUCGCUCGCCCGACGGCACCUGCCCGGCCCCGCCGCCCCCCGAGGCUGGCUGGAGAUGCCCCCCGCCCAUCUUCCGGAGCAUCCGGUGCCAGCUGGCCCUGCAGGACCUGGAGGACUUCGUGGAGCAGGCGAGCCCCGGGAGCGAAGAGGGCGGCGGGGGAGGCACCGGCAGCGAGGGGAGUGACUCUCCGCUGGAGGCCGGGGACAGGGGUGCCAGCCCCGCCGGGGGAGCAGGCGGAGGGCCCAGGGACCCAGGGGCGCUAGACUCCCGCUGUCAGCAGCUCAGCAAUGGGGCACCCAGCGACCGCUGCCUCCGCAGCCAGCGCCGAGCCAACAGGCAGGUGGUGGAGGGGAAUGGCACCGCGCCCUGCACCCGCCACUCCUUCCGGAGCAAAAGCACCCACAGGAGCAGCAGGGUGUCCUCCUCCGAGGAUGAGCUGAGGGACCAGGACCAGGGGAGGAGAGGCCGGUGCCCCCGGAGGUCCAGGAAGAUGGCCAAGGGGGCAAUAUUGGCUUCCCCAGGUGUGGACACUCCCAUCACUUUCCAGUACUUGGGCUCUGUGCAAAGACAGUCUUGUGUGCCCACAGAGAAGGCGCUGCCAGUCCCCCACUGCCCUCUGGACCCCAGGCCCUCCUCCGUGCCGCUAGACCCCAGGGAACACAACUGGAUUGUCAUGGUGGCUGCUGGCUCCUGGGUGCAGGUCCGGGCGCUCUUCCUGGAAGAUCCCCAGCUUGCUUUGCAGAGGGACUUUAUCUCAGGCUACACUGCGCUCCACUGGAUCGCCAAACAUGGAGCCAACCAAGUGCUCCAGGACUUGGUCAGUGGGGCCGAGAAAGCGGGCACCCCCCUGGAUGUGAAUGUGAAAUCCAGCUGUGGCUACACCCCAUUGCACCUAGCAGCCAUCCAUGGACACCAGAGGAUCAUGAAGCUGCUGGUCCAGAAAUUGAACUCCAAGGUCCAUGUGCGGGACAGCAGUGGAAAAAGGCCUUGGCAAUACUUGAGCAGCUCAACCUCUGGAGAAAUGUGGCAGCUGCUGGGUGCUCCCAAGGGCAAGACAAUCUUCCCUACCCAGCCCUUAGUCAGACCCUCCUCACCCCCCAGAAAGGCCAAGAGCCAGGAGGUGGCCAAGAGCAUCAGUAGGAAAACCUCCCUUGCGGCCUGCCUGAAACCAAAGCACAUGAAAUGGAAAAUGGGUACCAAGUACCCCGCCCUGAGGGAGCGGGAGGAGUAUAGCGACUGA
Emys orbicularis (European pond turtle) is the source of this 2001-nucleotide messenger RNA. It is a transcript of the gene SOWAHB, whose product is annotated as sosondowah ankyrin repeat domain family member B. The coding region runs from base 1 to 2001 and encodes 666 amino acids. The transcript has a single exon. Gene Ontology annotation, molecular function: protein binding. NCBI's taxonomy places the organism in Eukaryota, Metazoa, Chordata, Testudines, Emydidae. The record is from RefSeq and is a predicted model, not a curated record.